Molecule: messenger RNA, 937 nt
Organism: Trichoderma citrinoviride
Lineage: Eukaryota; Fungi; Ascomycota; Sordariomycetes; Hypocreales; Hypocreaceae
Product: Arp2/3 complex, 34kDa subunit p34-Arc
Exons: 4
Biological process (GO): Arp2/3 complex-mediated actin nucleation; actin filament polymerization
Cellular component (GO): actin cytoskeleton; Arp2/3 protein complex
Molecular function (GO): actin filament binding; structural constituent of cytoskeleton
Source: RefSeq, a predicted model, not a curated record
CCCGGACAAAGACACGCUGAGACAGACACCACCACCACCCUUGAAGCCCAGCCGCCCACGAUGCUUCUCCUCGACUACCAGAACGCCCUCAUCCAGUCGGUGCUGACCGAGCGCUUCUCCGGAGCCCCGCCCGUCCACAUCGACCAGACCGUAUCCGACUUCGACGGCGUGACAUUCCACAUCUCGACUCCUGAGGUCAAGACCAAAAUCCUGCUGUCUAUCCAGAUCCGAUGCUUCAAGGACCUCGCCAAGUACGGCGCCGAGCAGGUUCUGCAGCGCGAAUAUGGGCAGUACGUCGUCCCGGUCGAGCCCGGCUAUGACUUCUCAGUGCUGGUCGACCUGGAGAACCUGCCGGAGUCCAAGGAGGAACGCGACGCGUUGGCGAUGCAGUUCGCCCUGUUGAAGCGCCACGCCAUGGCUGCGCCGUUCGAGCAGGCAUACGAGGAGCACUACACGCUGAAGGAGGAGGCAUCCAAGUUCAGCUCAGAGGAUGCCCCCAAGGGCGUCAUGGAAGGCGGCGAGGUCAAGGCCAUCCACUACCGAGAGGAGGAGGCCAUCUACGUCAAGGCCAGCCACGAUCGCGUCACGGUCAUCUUCAGCACAAUCUUCCGGGAGGAAACCGAUCGGGUGUACGGAAAGGUCUUCAUCCAGGAGUUUGUCGAUGCACGAAGACGGGCCAUCCAGAAUGCGCCGCAGGUGCUGUUCAGGAACGACCCCCCGCUUGAGCUGCAGGGCGUCCCCGGCGUCCAAGACACCGGAUCUGGAGAGAUUGGAUACGUCACAUUCGUUCUCUUCCCGAGGCACCUCACUCCCGCGAGAAUGCCCGCUGUCAUCUCCCAUAUCCAGACAUUCCGAGACAACUUCCACUACCACAUCAAGGCCUCCAAGGCCUACAUCCACUCCCGAAUGAGGAAGCGAACCGCAGACUUCCUGCAGG